AUGGUUCAUCUCGCUUCCGUUCCUAAUGACAAGGCGGCCAAUGCUCCCUUGGUCAAGGGUAUGGAGAACCUCAAACUUGAGCCCAACAACGGGGAAGAUGAAGUCACUGCAUCCGUUUAUGGUUCCCGCUUCGCCGCCGAGUGUCUUCCUAUGCACGAAAUGCCGGAAAAUGAGAUGCCUAAAGAGAUUGCAUACCGUAUGAUCAGAGACGACUUGAGCCUGGACGGCAAUCCCAUGCUGAAUUUGGCCAGUUUCGUUACCACAUACAUGGAGGAGGAAGUCGAGAAGCUCAUGGCUGAGGCCCUGCCCAAGAACUUUAUCGACUACGAGGAAUACCCGCAGACCGCCGACAUUCAGAACCGCUGUGUUUCAAUGAUUGCGAGGAUGUUCAACGCACCCACGCACGACGAAGACGAAAACGCUAUGGGAACAAGCACGGUUGGAUCUUCUGAGGCCAUCAUGCUGGGAACGCUUGCCAUGAAGAAGCGCUGGCAAAACAAGCGCAAAGCCGCCGGCAAGGACUACUCCAAGCCCAACAUUGUCAUGAACUCCGCUGUGCAGGUGUGCUGGGAGAAGGCAGCUCGCUACUUCGAAGUCGAUGAGCGCUACGUCUUCUGCACUGAGGAUCGCUACGUAAUUGAUCCUGCGGAGGCCGUCAAUCUGGUGGAUGAAAAUACUAUUGGUAUUUGUGCUAUUAUCGGAACUACAUAUACCGGAGAAUACGAGGACGUCAAAGCCAUCAACGACCUCCUCGUCGAGAAGAACAUCGACUGCCCAAUCCAUGUUGAUGCUGCUAGCGGAGGGUUCGUAGCGCCUUUCGUCGUGCCAAACCUACCUUGGGACUUCCGUCUGGAGAAGGUGAUUUCAAUCAAUGUCUCUGGUCACAAGUAUGGUUUGGUUUAUCCCGGUGUCGGCUGGGUCGUCUGGCGCUCGCCCGAAUACCUUCCUAAAGAAUUGGUCUUCAACAUCAACUACCUUGGCGCCGACCAAGCCUCUUUCACCCUCAACUUCUCCAAAGGCGCCUCCCAAGUCAUUGGCCAGUACUACCAGAUGAUCCGUCUUGGCAAGCACGGUUAUCGCUCCAUCAUGCUCAAUCUUACCCGUACAUCCGAUUACCUUGCUUCCGCCCUCGAGAACCUCGGUUUCUUGAUCAUGAGCAAGAAGGGGGGUGAAGGUUUGCCGCUUGUGGCGUUUAGGCUCAACCCAAAGGACCAACACCACUUCGAUGAAUUCGCGGUUGCUCACCAUCUGCGAGAGAGGGGCUGGGUGGUGCCUGCAUACACCAUGGCUCCGCACAGCGACAAACUUAAGCUCAUGAGGGUCGUUGUGCGUGAAGACUUCUCUAGGGCAAGAUGUGACACGCUUAUUGCAGACAUCAAGUUAGCAAUGGAGUCGUUGAAGCAGAUGGAUAAGAGCACUGUGGAACACCAUACCAAGCAUGUUAAUAAGCACCAUACCUCGAGUGGAAAAUCGAAGGUGAACAACGAGCACUACAAGGGUGAGAAGCAUUCGCUCCAGGGCAAAACUGGAAAGACCCACGCGGUCUGCUAG
Letharia columbiana is the source of this 1551-nucleotide messenger RNA. RefSeq lists its product as uncharacterized. NCBI's taxonomy places the organism in Eukaryota, Fungi, Ascomycota, Lecanoromycetes, Lecanorales, Parmeliaceae. The coding region runs from base 1 to 1551 and encodes 516 amino acids. Gene Ontology annotation, molecular function: glutamate decarboxylase activity; pyridoxal phosphate binding. The record is from RefSeq and is a predicted model, not a curated record. Gene Ontology annotation, biological process: L-glutamate catabolic process. The transcript has 4 exons. Gene Ontology annotation, cellular component: cytosol.